This is a messenger RNA of Sorghum bicolor (sorghum), 1745 nucleotides long. RefSeq lists its product as uncharacterized. The coding region runs from base 421 to 1368 and encodes 315 amino acids. NCBI's taxonomy places the organism in Eukaryota, Viridiplantae, Streptophyta, Magnoliopsida, Poales, Poaceae. The record is from RefSeq and is a predicted model, not a curated record. The transcript has a single exon.
UGCUUAAUAGUAUCAAUGUAUCAUGAAUUCAAAUUGUAAACAAUAGUGAAUGGCUACGUAUGGUCGAAUAGUAGAACCAUAAAAAUUGCAGUGGCCGAUCAUGUUUGUGAUUGUUUCAUAAGAUAAGCAUGGGCACUGCUAGAUUUGCGUUCGCCUGCUGGUUUCAGCAUCUUCUAGAAAAAUCUGUCAAACUUAACACUGGACGGCCAACGCAACAAACACAGACCUAAUCAAUCAUCAGCCCAGCCCAAUUCAUUCAUCACUCCACUCGGACGCCAAAACAUUUAUUUGCCGUUAAAUAACCCACGCCGCUCGCAUUAUUGUGGCAGCCACCACCCAGUUCCAAGCCUUUGUCUUUCUCCUCCCGUGCCCGGCCCUCGGCUCCAGUGCUCUGCUCUACCACCACACCAGACACCACCAAUGGAGGCUCCGCUCCUCCUCCCCGUCUCCACCGCCCCCGCUGCCUCAUCCUGCGUCGAUAUCAUCACCGCCGACGCCGCGCCGUCGGGCCCUCCGGCGCCCUCCUCCUCCUCCUCCUCCUCCCCUUCCACCAAGAGCAUCGUGCUCCGCGUGGCGGUUGUGAUCACCGUGGCGUGCGCGUCCCUGUUCGCGCAGCACGAGGCCGGCAAGGGCUUCGCCGUCGCCGUCGCGAACGACGCGCCGCGUGGCAGCGCCACGGCGCGGCGGUUCGACCUGCUGUUCGUGUCCAACGGCCGCGCCGAGCGCGCCCUCCUGCACGCCAGCCGCGGCGUGGAGCGCGCGCUAUUCCCGGACCCGUCGUUCCCGCGCAGGCCGGUCCGCCGCGUCACCGUCCGGAUGGCCGGCCACAACCUCACCGCGGGCGCCACGGUGCACGCCGCGGCGCCCGGGGAGUACGUCGUCACCCUGAGCCCCAGCCUCGUCGCGUCGACCUCGGCCGGCACCGCCGCCGACGCCGUGGCCGCCGCGCUGCGCCGCGCCGUGGCGCGCAUGUGGCUCUGGGACGGCCGCGGCGCCGCACCCGCGCGCGUCACCGAGUCCAUGGUCGAGUACCUCGCGUCCGUCGCGGCGGCCGGCGACGGCACCGGGGACGAGGCGGCGGCAACACCUCUGUCUGCCGUGGACGACCACGGGUGCAGCAUGUCGGCGCGGCUCCUGAGGCACCUGGAGGCGCGGCGCGAGGGCUUCGUGGCGCGGCUGAACCGCGCGAUGAAGGACCGGUGGAGCGACGCCGCCGUGGACGCGGCACUCGGCGCGCCGGUCCGGCUCGCCUGCCACCACGCGGCUGCGACGACGACGACGCCAUUGACCGGGCAGGACGACGACCCCACCGCCGCGCUGGCCGGCUCCACGUCGGACGCCGCCGGUGGGUCCAGCGUGGCAAUAUGAGGCGGGGAAGCACGAGGGCAGUUCUGGUAUUGUACAUGCCCAUGUGCGCCACGGGUCUAAGUAUGUUGCUGUGUAUAUUAAAGUUAAACCACGCCAUUAGCGCCGGCUAAUCUCGGCGGGUGGGCCAUGGCCGCGGCCCUAAUGGUGGCUGGAGGUGAGUGGGUGGUCGCUGUCAUGCAUGAUCGAUAUGGUACCCUCGUAUCGUAGUUUCAUUUCAUUAUGCGCCAUUGUAGAUGCUUGAGCUCCACAGUUGCUUGUAAAUGGAGGUAGUAGUUGUAGUACUAUAAAAAUGAUGUGGUUACAUGCAUGUCAUACCAAACAUGAUGUGAGUAGAUUUUUGCUGGUGACGUGGAUGAACAUGGUGGUUGAUAAUGAUA